Molecule: messenger RNA, 1015 nt
Organism: Suillus discolor
Lineage: Eukaryota; Fungi; Basidiomycota; Agaricomycetes; Boletales; Suillaceae
Exons: 12
Coding region: 59-1003 (314 amino acids)
Source: RefSeq, a predicted model, not a curated record
GAAAUAAAAAGGAGGUUUAAUACAGGUCGGGGAAGCGGACAGGACGCUACCUCGCAUCAUGGAUGCUACGAAUUCCAGCACCUCCUUGUCUUUUGAAGUCGCAGCAUUCAAUCCAUCCAUCAUCGUCGGACCUGUGGUGUUGGGUGCACUCGUUGAUACCUGCCUCUUUGGCUGUCUCGUCAUCCAGACGUAUGUGUAUUAUGCGAAUUUUGCCAACGACCAUCGAGCGAUUAGGUUCACGGUAGCAGCAGUCUUCGCAAUACAAGUUGCACAUGUAAUGUGUGUAUCGGCAACACUGUGGAACACUGCUGUCAGCGCAUACGACGACCCUUCGAAACUUCAGAUACUCCCAUUGGCAUCCGCCGCGACUAUUCUCUUCACUGGGAUUACAGGGGCACUUGUUGAAUCGUACUUUGCUUUUCGACUGUGGAAGGUUUCGAAAAAACUCCUUCUUCCCAUUCUCUCGCUGGUACUCUGCAUAAUAGCUCAGGUUGUCUCAAUCGUGAUCACAGUGCAAGCUUUCAAAACGACAAGCAUUGCUGUAUUCGAAGUUGAUCAAAACACGCCGAUCACGCUUGCCCUCACUUCGCGUGUGCUCUGUGAUCUGAUACUUACCCUGUCCACGGCGUGGUACUUGAAGAACCAGCGGUCGGGAUAUUUAAGGACGACGAACAUGAUCGACCGUUUGGUUCUGUGGACUAUUGAAACCGGUCUGAUAACCAGCCUGGUCGCAGUACUUGUCAUAAGCUUCUUCCUAGCAAUGAAGGAGACUUACAUAUGGGUUGGAUUAUAUACAAUCCUUGCGAGCGUAAACGGAAAUUCGUUGCUAGCCUUGCUAAACGGUAGAUUAAUCUUCCGAAGCGUGACAAGCGAAAACUUACACAUGAGCACUCUGAGCGGUUCAGGUGGUGGGCGUAACAAACAAAAUCCUUUUGUGAUCAAUGCCACCCAGACAGUCAGAGGUCCUCCCGAGGUUUUCAAAUGUGAUAAGUGGGAAGUUUAGGUGUCCAUGAAA